Molecule: messenger RNA, 1423 nt
Organism: Pezoporus flaviventris
Lineage: Eukaryota; Metazoa; Chordata; Aves; Psittaciformes; Psittacidae
Product: zinc finger protein 501-like
Exons: 1
Coding region: 1-1416 (471 amino acids)
Biological process (GO): regulation of transcription by RNA polymerase II
Cellular component (GO): nucleus
Molecular function (GO): DNA-binding transcription activator activity, RNA polymerase II-specific; RNA polymerase II cis-regulatory region sequence-specific DNA binding
Source: RefSeq, a predicted model, not a curated record
AUGGAAGAGCGAGCGGAGCCUUUAUCCCGGCGCCUUCCCAUCGGGGCUGAGGCUGAUGGUGAGGAGGAGGAGGAGGAGGCAGCCGGGACGCAGCCGGCGCGUGCUGCGGGCAGCGCUCCGAGCCCUGGCGAUGGAGGAGCCUCCCCGCGCCGGCGCCGGCACCGCCGAGGCCUCAAGGCCGAGGCCGGCGCGGCUCCCGCGUCCCCGGCGUGCCGGGAAGAGCCGGGGCCUUCCCGCGGGAAGCGGCUGCGCCUGCUCUGGAUGGAGGACGGAGCGCGGAGCAGCGACGACGACGACGACGACGACGAAGAGAGCGGCUCCACCGGCGUUCCCCGUGCCAAAGGCGACUUGGUGCAGCUGAUCGACGAGCGCGGCAUCUACUCGACGGCCAAGCUGGUGCUGGAGGAGGCGGUGGCGGGGCUGCCGUUACCGUCGGCGGCGGUGCCCCCCGGCGCCGAGCUGGAGAUCCGCGAGGUCAUCGUGGACGAGAAGCCCUUCCAGUGCGCGGUGUGCGCCAAGGCCUUCAAGCGGGCUUGGGAGCUGCUGAGCCACGAGGUGGUGCACAACGAGGAGCGGCCCUUCCGCUGCGCCCUGUGCCAGGCCUCCUUCAAGCGGCACUCGGACUUCAAGAGCCACGGCCUGGUGCACACCGAGGAGCGUCCGUUCCGCUGCGAGCUCUGCGGCAAGCGCUUCAAGCGCUCCUCCAACCUCCAGGAGCACCGGCGCAUCCACAGCGGCGAGCGGCCCUUCGCCUGCCCGCGCUGCGCCAAGAGCUUCAAGACGCCCUACGAGCUGCAGCGCCACGCGCUCACCCACUGCGCCGAGAAGCCCUUCAAGUGCGCCGACUGCGGCAAGGACUUCCCCACCUCCAACGCCCUCCUGCUCCACCAGCGCCAGCACUGCGACGACAAGCCCCACGUCUGCGGCGUCUGCGGCAAGAAGUUCACCUACGGCCACAGCCUCAAGGUGCACGAGCGCGUGCACACGGGCGACCGGCCCUUCGUCUGCCCGCUCUGCGGCAAGGGCUUCAAGCAGUCCAACGCCUUGGCCUCGCACGAGCGGGUGCACACGGGCGAGCGGCCCUUCGCCUGCAAGACGUGCGGCAAGGCCUUCAAGCAGUCCUCCUACCUGGUGAUCCACGAGCGGGCGCACACGGGCGAGCGGCCCUACAAGUGCGAGGCGUGCGGCAAGGCCUUCGCCCGGCCCUCGCUGCUGCUCCAGCACCACCGCGUGCACAGCCAGGAGCGGCCCUACGAGUGCAGCUUCUGCCACAAGUACUUCAAGGACUUGGCCUACCUGGCCGUGCACGAGAAGGUGCACACGGGCGAGACGCCCUACAAGUGCGGCGUGUGCGACAAGGGCUUCGCGCACCCUUCCAACCUGCUGCAGCACCAGCGCGUGCACCGCGACGGCUGAGCGCGGC